CCCGGCCUUUGCAUGCCAUCUCCUGCGCUUGCAUGCCUUUUCCUGCGCUCGCUCGCCAUCCGCAUCCCCGUCGCUCUCCCCCGCCUGCGCUCUCGGCCUCCCUCGAUCGGGCCUGCUGCCGUCUGCCUCUGUCUGCCUCUGUCCGUGUGUCUCUGUCUCGCCAGGCCGCCGUCCUCUCCCUGCCGCAAUGAACCAGCAGUCGGAACUGCCCCAGCCUCCCGUCGCCAAGCACCAUGUUGAUGCCGGCGAUAAGGCCGACUCCAAGUUCUUCGACACUGCAUCGCUGGCCAGCUCCAUCUCCUCCAACGUCUCCUCGGCCCUGAGCUCCCUCAAGGACCUGUCGUCGUCCUUCACCCAGGUGGACCUGACCGCCUCCAUGGCUGCCCCCUCCAACGCCGAUCACGUCGCCGCCCAUGUCAAGGCCCAGCUCUACGGCGAGAAGAAGGCCAAGCUCUCGUCCCUGCUCCAGGAGACCAGGCUCCUUCUGGAGGAGGUCCGGCCCAGCACCAGCCCGUAUGUCGUCCGGUAUCCGACCGCCUCGCUCCCCGCCAGGACCGAGACGAGCCGACGCUCGUCCAUGAUCGUGGACAGCGGCUCGCCUUCGCUGUCGACAUCCCCGCAGCGGGCGCCGACCCCGACCAUGUCUGCGUCGGUCUCCCACUCGCGAGUCCUGGUUCCAAAGGACCCCCUGCGAGUGCUGCAGCUCGACCUCAAGAAUUACUCGUACAACCCCGACUCGCUCAGCACCGCCGACAUCACCCUCAUCUCGCAGCUGCUCGACGUCAAGUUCAAGGAGUCGCUCGCCCAUCUCGAAAAGCUCCACAACCGUAUCACCGACACUCGCUCCAAAGUGCUGGUCACCGGCGAUCUCAACGCCGGCAAGAGCACCUUUGUCAACGCCGUUCUGCGCCGCGAGGUCGUGCCGGACGACCAGCAGCCCUGCACCGCCCUGUUUUGCGAGGUCGUCGAUGCAGAGCAGAACGACGGCAUCGAGGAGGUCCACGGCAUCCACGAUCCCGAAGGCUACAACCGCCUGGACUCGACCACCUUUACCCGCCUGGACAUUCGCCAUCUGCGCGACACUGUCGAGGAGAAUGAGGAGAACUUUGAGCUGCUCAAGGUCUAUUGCCGCGACAACCGGCACAAGGACCACACCCUGCUCCACAACGGCAUCGUCGACAUUUCGCUGAUCGACUCGCCCGGCCUCAACAUCGACACCACCAAGACCACGGCGCUGUUUGCACAGCAGGAGGAGAUUGACGUUGUCGUCUUUGUCGUUAAUGCCGAAAACCACUUCACGCUCUCGGGCCGCGAGUUCCUGCAGACCGCCGGCAAGGAAAAGGCCUACAUCUUCAUCGUCGUCAACAAGUUCGACACCAUCCGUCGGGCCGAGCGCUGCCGAAGCGAAAUCCUCGAGCAGAUCCGCCAAAUCUCCCCCAACACCUUCAGCGACGCCUCGUCGCUGGUGCACUUUGUCAGUGCCCGCCAGACCCUGCAACACGAUCUCGAGAAGCAGAAGGCGCUCGAGGACGCUGCCUCGGGCAAGGUCCAUGAGCCGAUCGUCGCGGAGCCUGCCAAAUACAAGAACACAUCCCUGGACGACUUUGUGCGUCUGGAAGAGUGCCUCCGAUCCUUCAUUCUCGACAAGCGUGCGCGCUCCAAACUGGCACCGGCCAAGAUCUACCUGCAUAACCUCCUCGCCGACGUCCGCAAGAUCUCGGCCUUCAACAACGAUCAGGCCGAGGAGACCUUCAACUCGCUCGCCCACGAGAUGGACGUCAAUCUGCCGUCGUACGAAAUGAUGAAGGGUAUCAAGGAAAAAUACUUUGACGACGUCGACAAGGUGAUCGAGGACGCCGGCAGCCAGGUCGAGGCCUACUGCGAGAAGCAGCUCUCUGGCCUCGCCGAGGACCUCGAGUCCUACACCGACGAGCUCGAGUGGAACGGCAUCGUGUAUAUGUGGCAGUAUGCCCGCGACCUGCGCAACAUGAUCUACAAACUCGCCACCCACCGCAUCAAGAAGGCUGAGGAGUUUGCCAGCAAGAGCGCCCUCAGCUGCAUCCAGGAGAUCCAGAAGCUGGCGGCCGAGUGCAUGGACCAGCCGCCCAAGAUCGAUCUUGGCGUCGUCACCAGUGCCUUUGAUGGCGAGCUGAACGACGACAAGAUCAAGACCCUGCCGCUGGAGCUGGACGACUUUUUCGAUCUGCGCGACAAGCUGGACAUUGCCCAGUCGUACGUGCCCGGCGUGGGCAUGGCCCUCGGUGGCCUGAUCGGAUACAAGGCUGGCCUCAAGCUGGCGGGCAACCCGAGUCUGGCCAAGCUGCUGUUUGCGGGUCUUGGCGUUGCAGGCGUUGGCUUGAUCGCCUACAGCCUUUCGGACGUCAAGGCGACCGUCCAGAAUCAAGUCCGCACCAAGAUGGUCGAGCACCUCGAGCGCACCCGCUUUGCCGAGACCAACAAGACCCGCAUCGCCAAAACCUUUAGACGGGUCCUGCGUCUGGCCAUGUACCAGUUCCAGAACCAGUUCCUCAAGGAUCUGGAGGAACGCACCCAGAAGCUCUCGCAGCAGCGCCAGCGCAAGGAGACCGCCAACGAGACCGUGUCGUUCUUCCACUCGGUCAUCAAGCACGUCAAGCGAAUCGAGGAGGCCCUGGACCAAAUCGAUCUCGAGGACAAGUUGUAAGCGGCUGCUGCCCCUCUCUCCCAAGACAAGGGCUGUGGCGAACCGAGCCUCUCGCCCUCUAUCGAUUUCUUCCGCUGCACACUUUA
Messenger RNA from Polychytrium aggregatum, 2769 nucleotides. RefSeq lists its product as uncharacterized. The coding region runs from base 188 to 2683 and encodes 831 amino acids. The record is from RefSeq and is a predicted model, not a curated record. Gene Ontology annotation, biological process: mitochondrial fusion. Lineage: Eukaryota; Fungi; Chytridiomycota; Chytridiomycetes; Polychytriales. The transcript has 3 exons. Gene Ontology annotation, cellular component: mitochondrial outer membrane. Gene Ontology annotation, molecular function: GTP binding; GTPase activity.